UCAUUAUCCAAAUUCAUCCAUAAGCAAAAACCUCUUCCAUCUCUUAUUCAUUUCUAUUCCCAAUUUCCCAUACCAAGAAACCAAAAAAAAAAUAAAAAAAAAUUUAAUAAUAAAAAAUAUAAAAAAUAAAAAAUAAAAAAAUAAAAAGGGAUCUCGGCAUCGUAGCUGUGGAAUGUGGAGGUUGUUGUGCCUUCUCCUCCACCGUGCAUGACCUUCCUCCGCCGUCACCAUGCCCGCUACUCGUCCCUCAUCGGAUCUAAUCCUCCACCGUCUUUCCUCCUCCGAUUAUGAAAUCAAACUCAAAGCUAUUAGAGAGGUUAAGAAUCAGAUCAUCGGUAACCGCACCAAGAAAAUUUCAUACAUCAAGCUCGGAGCCGUUCCCGCCGUCGCCGAUGCUCUAGCACAAGCAGACGCCGAUAACGAUUGCGGCUCCAACCUAAUUGUCCAGUCCGCUGCCGUUCUCGGUAGCUUUGCUUGUGGCGUCGACCAAGGCGUCCGCGCCGUCCUUGAUGCCGGUGCUUUUCCUUAUUUAAUCAGGCUCCUCUCUGCCGCCGAUGAGAAGGUUGUGGAUGCAGCUGCACGCUCUUUGAGAAUGAUUUAUCAGUCAAAACUAGCUCCGAAGUUUGAUUUUUUUAAGGAGGAAAACAUGGAUUUUCUUCUUUCACUAUUGAGAAGUGAAAAUGAAAAUCUUACUGGACUAGGUGCAGGCAUUGUUAUUCAUUCUUGCGAGACAAGCGGUGAACAAAAUAUAUUAUGCCAUGCUGGUACUUUAGAGAAACUUAUUAGCGGUCUCGAUGGUUCUAUAAGCCAGAGAGAUGCUAGUUUAGAGUCCCUAGCUACCAUUCUUCAAAACAAUCCAGAAGCUGUCACUAAAUUUGCGGGGCUUCAAAAUGGAAGAGCAUUGGGUUCUGUAAUUGAAUUAACCAAGGAUAGAUAUUCUCGGACAAGGUUACUGGCCUGCUUGUGCUUGAUCUGUAUAAAGAAUUCUUCAUCAUGCUAUCUGCAAGACAUAGGAAUCAAAACCAAAUUGAUAUAUAUUUUGCUUGAGCUCCUUGAUGAUUCUGGUCAAGUUGGAGAAGAAGCCCCCUUUGCUUUUUCGAGUUUAGUUGCAGGAAAGGAAGACUUGCAGAAGUUAGCAUUUGAGGCAAAUGCUAUAGAUAAGUUCUACAGUCACUUGCAAAAUUGUGCCUUACAUCCCAAACGUCUUGAAGGGAUAUUUCUAGCACUGGCUGAUCUUUGCUCAAAAUUGGAAUGCUGCAGGUUGAAGUUUAUGUCAUUGCAGGUCUUGAAUCUAUUAGUUAAUGCCUUAACCCAUGAUGAGGCCAAUGUGCGUACUGCAGCUUGCAUUUGCUUAAAAAGUGUCUCACGCUCAAUCAAGAAUUUGAGUGCAGGUUGUUUCAUGAAUGAAAGGAUUGUCAUUCCAUUGGUCCGACUUCUCUCUGAUCUUUCCACUUCUGUCCAGGUUGCAGCCCUUGGUGCCAUUAGCAACAUAGUGGUGGACUUUACACCAGAUAAGUCAACAUUCAUACAGUGUGGAGGCAUUAAAGAGCUUGUCCAAUUGACAAAGUCUAUGGAUUCGUCUUUAAGGCUGAAUGCUGUAUGGUCCUUGCGGAACAUGGUAUUUCUUGCAGAUAAGAUGUGUAAGGAAGCGAUUGUGAUGGAGUUGACAGUGUCUUCAGUAGCCAGCCUUAUCUGUGAUCCUGAGCCUUCUGUUCAAGAGCAAGCUCUGGCCCUUGUUCGCAAUUUUGUUGAUGGAUGUAUGGAUUGUGUUGAAUUUGCUUUUGCUGAAGAUGGUAUCAUACUGGAGGCUGUUGGAAGGCAGUUGCGAAAAUCCUCAAAAAUUGAAAUUGGUAUACAGGGGAUGUACAUACUAAGCAAUAUUGCAAGUGGAAAUGAAUUUCACAAAGAAGCCAUAAUGCACCUUCUCUUUCCACAAGCAGAAAAUGGAUCUCGCUCUUUCUUCAGCCAGUAUUUGCAGAGUAGUGACAGUCAUCUACGCACAGCUGCUGCUUGGGUCAUAGUAAAUCUCACUGCUCUUGCAAGUCCUGGUGCAUUUGGCCGGGUUGUAAAACUGCGUAAUGUUGGCAUUGUUUCUCAAAUCAAGAGGAUGGUCAAUGACUCUUGCAUGGAUGUGAAGCUUCGAGCGCGACUUGCACUUGGGCAGAUUAUUUCUUUUGGUGAUAGUUAAAUUAAGCAGCUCCUCCAUUUGAAGCCCUUUCGCCGUCAGAGAGAAAUCUUAAUAGAAUUUAUUUUCUUCCUUAUUCCCACACUUUAUGAGUAAGGGGGUAUCCUGCCCUCCGCUUCAGCUUCGAAUACGGUGUAUCAGAUUGUUUUUGUUUUUGAACCAGUCAGAGCAGUGUAAAGCUUUUCAAUUUUGUAAGCACUCCUGACCAGGUUACCAUUAGCCCCCAAAGUCUUGAUUUCUUAUUGGUUGCAUUAUGUAAUACUUUUUGUAAGUCGGAAGCUCAGAGUAGAUUUACAGGCUUUAGUAUUGUACCAUACGAGUAGUCAGUGUCAAUUUUAGAACUUAGUUUCAUCAUUGUAUGUUGUAAGCAAAGUGCCAAGGGGUAAUGUUUGAGGGGGUUUCUGGUAUUCGUGCAUAUAUCUUGUAAUUUUGUAAACUCUUUUUUGUUUGACAAAUUGUUAACUCUCUUUUGUGGUUCAUAAAUAGGUUGGUCUCUUUUCGGUCAAAAAACAGAUGACUCAAUUUUGUUGCCUA
Cicer arietinum (chickpea) is the source of this 2719-nucleotide messenger RNA. RefSeq lists its product as uncharacterized. NCBI's taxonomy places the organism in Eukaryota, Viridiplantae, Streptophyta, Magnoliopsida, Fabales, Fabaceae. Gene Ontology annotation, molecular function: protein binding. Gene Ontology annotation, biological process: proteasome-mediated ubiquitin-dependent protein catabolic process. Gene Ontology annotation, cellular component: GID complex. The record is from RefSeq and is a predicted model, not a curated record.